AUGAAUACUGAAUCGUAUUAUGUAAACGUCAUCCAAUCUAUUGAUCUGCUCGAUGGUUCCCGUUCCGCAAGAUUGAGUUUACAGAUUUCAACUCAGCAUUCCCCGAGGUUCGUCGGGUUUCUUCAACACCAACAGUUCAUGCUCAUGACUCUGUGUUCAUCACGCGCCAUUCAUGCUUUCCUCUCCCUCUUCCCAAAAGGGCUCUCGUAUAUCCGUAUGUCCAAGCCAUGCUUAUCCCUUCACUUUGCCCUGCCAACGUCCAUGACCGAGGUUUCCCCAGAACUUCUAGUCCCAGGUAUGCAACCUCACGAAAGACCAUAA
Colletotrichum lupini is the source of this 321-nucleotide messenger RNA. RefSeq lists its product as uncharacterized. Bases 1 to 321 code for a protein of 106 amino acids. The transcript has 2 exons. NCBI's taxonomy places the organism in Eukaryota, Fungi, Ascomycota, Sordariomycetes, Glomerellales, Glomerellaceae. The record is from RefSeq and is a predicted model, not a curated record.